Saccostrea cuccullata (small rock oyster) is the source of this 537-nucleotide messenger RNA. RefSeq lists its product as uncharacterized. Bases 4 to 537 code for a protein of 177 amino acids. The transcript is spliced from 4 exons. NCBI's taxonomy places the organism in Eukaryota, Metazoa, Mollusca, Bivalvia, Ostreida, Ostreidae. The record is from RefSeq and is a predicted model, not a curated record.
GUUAUGAAAAUCAGAGCCAAUCAAAGUUAUUUUCACGAAAGCGAUACAUUUGGUAUACCAAUCACAGUAAAAGACUACAGCAAAUACAAUAUUACAAUUCAAGGAACAGCAUUGUUACUUCAAAUCCCUUAUAUAAGCGUUCUUGGACGAGUUGUAGUCAUGAUGUAUUUCAAAAUAACUGGGAAAACAGAUCCACCUGAAAUCAUACCACCCACUCCAAGUAAUAACCAGGAGUAUACCAUUUAUGUUGGAGGAGAUUUUCAUGUCAAUGUAUAUGCCAAAGCAUCAGCUGGAAAGCAUAUAAGGCGAUUUGAUUUUCUUCGACGAGAUGGAAAACCUGUCAACCACACGGGCAUUCAACCUGCACCUAAUAUCAGUAGUAAUGUUGUAUUUAUAUCAAUGUCCUGGUCUCCGACAGAAGUAGAAAAAGGUCAUCAUAUUCUCUGUGCAAAUGCUGAGGAUAACGAAGGAAGAAUGACUGUGGACUUACACUGCUUCCGCAUCCUGGUCAAAGGUUUGGGCAUUCUCAAAUUAUAA